AUGACUUUAAACCAAUUUAUGCCAGAAAAGAAGGGUAUUUUCCCUAAGAAAGCGAUGAUGGCAGUCGCUUGUGCAUCUUUUAUGGACUCAUUCUGUUUUCAGAUUAUUGUCCCAAACUUACCUUUUGCGGUGCAAAAGUGGUUUCCAAACGACAAGAUUAACGAAACAGAAGGGGUGUGUUCGGAGCUCUUUUCUGGGGAUGGUUUGCAGAUUGUUUUGGUCGAAAAACUUCGAUUAUUUCCUGUUUGUCAUGUUUGUUUCGUUGCUCCCUAUGACCUAGGCCAAAUGUUUUUGUCUUUAUUCUUUGGUCUAUCUACAAAUUACUACGUUGCGUUAGUUAUUCGAACGCUCUGGGGCUUUACGAAUGGUAAUCUCGGAGUACUCAAGACCUAUGUCAGUGAAACCUGUUCAGAAGACAUGCAGUCUUUGGGUUUUAGUGUCAUCGUCACAAUGGGUGGUAUUGCAAAGUGUGUCUGCUCCACUCUCUUAAUCACUAGUGUUGUCGGUCCCAGUUUGGGCGGUUUCCUUGGCGAUGCCGAGUCUUACUUUCCCUCACUUAUCCAGAAGUUCCCCUGGAUCCGAGAUCGCCCUCUGUUCCUUCCCUGCGUCAUUGGAUCUAUCCUAUCUGUCUUUAUUCUGAUCAUGGUGCUCGCCUUCCUUCCAGAGAGUUUGACGAAAGCCAUGCGCAUCGCCAACGCCGAGGAGCAAAAGAAGACCCAGAAGCGAUACCAUGAGAUUCGCCAGACGAUGCGAAAGAACCCGGACUACGUGCCCAGCGUGGACGAUCGGUACAUUCUCCAGCUGAACCAGGGCGAUUAUAUCUCUCUCAUCUGCAACCGCGACGUGCUGGUGAGCUGCAUUAUCUACGGCAUUUACGGCAGCAUCCAAGGCGGCCAGGACGCGAUCUACCCGAUCUGGCUGAUCAACUCGCCCGAGAACCACGGCUUCUCCCUCACUUCCUCGGAUCUGGGCUGGCUCUACACGGGCGUGAGCCCCAUGCAGAUCUUCUCCACCCCGCUGCUGUUCCCGCAGCUCACCCGGCUGAUGACCAACAAGCAAGUUUCCUACUUGACCGGGUACAUCUACGCGUUCCUGCUGCUGCUGAGUCCGCUGGCGGCGCUGGCGAAUCGCGCGCCUGUGGUGUGGCAAUGGAUCGUCAUCCUCUUCACCUACGGCCUGUCGCAGUGCUUCCGAUUCUUCUUCGUCACAUAUCCUUGA
Blastocystis hominis is the source of this 1218-nucleotide messenger RNA. RefSeq lists its product as hypothetical. The coding region runs from base 1 to 1218 and encodes 405 amino acids. The transcript has 5 exons. The record is from RefSeq and is a predicted model, not a curated record. Lineage: Eukaryota; Bigyra; Opalinata; Blastocystidae.